This is a messenger RNA of Bombyx mori (domestic silkworm), 5801 nucleotides long. RefSeq lists its product as uncharacterized. NCBI's taxonomy places the organism in Eukaryota, Metazoa, Arthropoda, Insecta, Lepidoptera, Bombycidae. The transcript has 22 exons. The record is from RefSeq and is a predicted model, not a curated record. The coding region runs from base 705 to 4499 and encodes 1264 amino acids.
GUCCGCGACACAUGUCGCGCACUUGCGCAGUCGUAGACUGGGCGCAGCGCGCGCGACGCGCGUUUAGUGUUGAAUUACUUUUGCCGGUCUACUACGAACUUCUGAUUAAAAUGUGUAAAUUGUGACCGUGUUUGUGUUUACACUUGUCGCAAAGACGCUAAUAAAACUGUAUAAUUUAUAAAGUAUUGAAGUUAGAAACUAUUUACAACUUUUGUAGAGUAUUUACGAUCAAAUAGUUUUGAUAUCACAAAUGUUAGUGGAAUUUAGUUUAGCACACUUAAUACGUAAUUAAUUAUAGAAUGCAAUCAUACAUAUUAUAAUCAACAUUGAUUAUUUUCGACUAGAAACUUUCGGCAGCUUUGAAAAUUAUUUAUAUAGGCAUAGUGUCAAUGCUUCACAAAGUCUCCACCGCAAAGCUCAAAAUUUAAUAAAGUUAGAAGAUUCCCUGACGCACAAUUUAUCAUGAUCAAGUACAUUUUCUAUAUGAGUGUAUCUUAAAGAUCUAAAUACUUUGGGUCCAACAUAGCACGCUCAAGUUCAUUCGUUAUUCAAACCGUGGGCGUUAUUUAAAUUCGGCGUAGGUACCCACCGAAGCGUCGAACUUGUCUCAUUUUACACUUGCAGGACUUUCCUGUUUGAAAAUUCAUGUGAAGUGUUGAAAUACAAUGUGAUAUAAGAGUUUGUUGUUCUGUGGUCACGGGCAUAUGGGGCAAUGCGUGUCCCGGGGUCAUCCGGGCCCGGGGUUCAACAGAAAAUACCUCCGGCACUUCGACGCUGAGAGUCUAGCGAAUAGCGUCAUUGUUACAAAGAAGGGUCACUCUGAGUCGAAAGGUGCAAAGAAACGCGACAAAAGCGCCAGUGGCAAUGGCAACAGUAAGCUCACUCGCGGCGUGGCGACUUCCUUCGGGUUCCGCCGACGACCAGCGAGCACAUCUCGCGCUGACGACAACGCGCGACGCAAGCAGAAACAACACGACAAGAACGGUAAUGGAGGUUCAACAGAAGAUUUGCGCGGAGAUGAUGUUCUGUCGGGCAGGUCUACUCCACUUGCGAGACCCCGCAAGGAGACCGCUGGCCAACCACUACGUACCAACAGGUUCGGUUUCAGACAGUCGCACGCGAAGACGGCGAAGGUGGGCGAUUUAACCCUUGCAGCCGAGCAAGCGUUUGAAGCCCCGAACGACAAGGAUACGGCACUCAACAACAACGCACUUGAUAAGAAAAUCACGAGUAAUUAUCACCAGCUACCUCUCGUCGCUACGCAAGUGUCAUCAGGAGGCGUCACCAACAUAGUAGGGGCGGCUGGUCUACCGAAGGCCGUCACCAAGCAAACAGUUAUAUUAACUUACCAGUCGCAACAAUACGCUCCCCAGGCUGGUCAAACUAAAGCCGAUGCGACAGGCGUGCGUGCUACACCUCCGAAGACACAACCUCCCGGGAAAUACACAUUCCAAACAAACCAACUUCCGAGACCCCAGUAUCCGGCUGUCAAAAAUAUCGACGCUAAGGCCACUAAACAGGUGGUAAAUAAUACAAGGAAAUCGAACACUACUGAUGGAUGGAGAGAAGGUGCGGGCUCAGCGAUUUCAACUGAUUCGGGUGUAUGGACCGGAGGUGAAGGACCCGCGGGCUGCGAAUCACCGCAUGCGCGCCGCAGACCUCGGAACUUGGAGAUGGUGAUGAGAGGAUCACAUACCUUCCAUCUACGAGAGUUGCAAGUCGCCGAUCUUGAUAUUAUGGAUGACGCAGUAGUUACGGGCCACGCAGUAAUCCCUCUUCCAAAGCUACCCAGUUCCUUCGAUAGUGAGCCCUCGCCAGAUUAUGAAGCACCGGCUCCAAUCUACGACCCGCCUUCGCCAAUACUACCCAAGCCUAUUCAGAUACCGGAAUUUGAGCAAACGCAGAACUCCCAUAUGUCAACUCUGGAUAGAUACAGGAAUAGAACCAGACCAAGUACAAUACAGACAAGCUUAGAGGAGGAAAAGUUUGUUCGUGAUAGGGCCCAGCCCGAAAAAUUGAAUAAACAGAACUCGUUCGUGAAAUCAUCUAGCGGAGUGCUGUCUCCGACGACCAUUAGUUCGAGCAAAGAAUCUAGUCCCUCGUGCAAGAGUGAGGCGAGUCACUUUGGUAACAGCAGCGCUUGGCAGAGCCACGCUGCUGGAGAAGCUAUGGCUGCCAGGUCCCAAGACGACGUGUCCAUUGCUCUAAGUGUAUCCAGCUGUGAAGAUGACAAAUCUAAAAUAGAGAACAAGGAACCAUUUAAACCACCUGAAGUAGAAGUACCAAAGAAAACAAUCGUUAUUAUGGAUGAAGCCCCGGUGCCACAUCCGUUGCUGAUGAAGUCGUUGACACUGAGUCAGCAUGACAGCCUGCGAGGCACUAUGAUGAGCUCAAUGACAAGUUCAAACUACAGCACCACAAGCACCUGCACGAAUCAGAGCGUCGACCACCACAACUUGACUCUCACAUUAGAAGAAUCCAAAUUCGACAUGUCCGCCCUAGAGACGUCCACUCAAAGCUUAUUGGAUGACGAAACGUCUCCAGCGGACAGCCUCAUAUCUUCCACCAGCAACAGCGACUCGAAUAACGAGCUGCACGUAGACAGGGACCCCCCUUCCAUAUCAAGCGCAUAUCAAACCUGUAACACGAAGACCAGAACUCCGGAGCCUGUUGCGGACACUCAAGAUAAAGUUGAUGGACAGGCUACAGAAUGUGUAAAGGAGAUGAAUGAAAUAGUUCAAAGCAACAGCGAGUCUGGUAGCAAGCACGCCACCCCCGACUCCCCGGGGACCCCAACACACGCCUCGGCCUCCCUGUCCCUGUCGGACGGACGAGAUUUCUUUGACGACGAAAUAGCAGACCAGCCCGCCUUGCUCUUCCGAAAAAAUGCUGACGGCAGCCCUUCAAGCAAGGCCGUGGAUUCAGAAAACAGCAAGCAUCUCAGAAGGUCGAGAGAACGUAUUACUUGCAGUCCGUUGGCGCAGAGGAAUAGAAAAAUUUGUGGACUUCGAAAUGGCGGCGCUGAACGGACUCCAUCCUUGGACACGUUGUCGAGUCUCGCCUCCGACGACCUCAUGAUGGACAAUGACCUCGCACACUCCAUAACCAGCCUUCAAAGCGUCGAUGACUACAUAGAGAGUUUGCAUAGGUUGGACAGCUCCCUCCGCAGCGGCCUCAACUCUUUAGACGAGAGGCAACUACAGCAGGAGUUAUCGUCAUCAAAGUCUGCAGUGCGCCAAUGGAGUCAACUCCUGGAACAGAGCAACAUGUUGGACCGGCAGCUCGCCGCUAUAUCGCAGGGCAUAAGUGCACCGGACUCGCUAACCGCAAGCAACAACAGUCUUACCAGUAUUGGGGCCAGCCUGCCCGUACGCACGGCGCGCUUACUUCAGCGUUCCCGCACUCAGACUCCGUCGGAAGGGGGCGUCAGUGAUGGGAACGCGUCGCCCGCGCCCGCCUCGCUGCUCCAAGACGUGGUCGACAUCAAGACACUGCUGCUGCAGCUUAAGCGGGUCUUACAGGAGCCUGGGGAGGAGCUUCAUUCGAUGAGUAGCGAAACUCUCGACCCGUUGCUAGCGGCGUGCGCGGAGAGCCCCGCGCGCGGCAACGGGCGCCGCCCCCCCGCCUCGCCGCUGCACCCGGACGCUUGCGCUGAGAUGCGCCGACAAAUAAUUUACUUGCAGGGUCAGCUAGAAGAAAGGGACCGACUGGUACGCGUGCUGCAGUUACAAAUGUUGCGUAUGGCCGAAAGCCACGAGCCUCGCAGCGACGACACAUGCAACGUUGCAACGCAGACCGACCGGCUCCGACCACCAAUGAGCACCACACUAACGAGUUCUGACAAUUCCGGAUUAGUGAGUUGGAAUGAACAAGCUAGUACGAGGAAGCUGUCGUCACUUAGUGAAGCACAAAAGUCUAAGAGACCUGUCACCAACGGGACCGUAAAGUGUCAGUGCGGCGCGAGACAAGCGAACGGGCUCGCCAACGGAGACGACGUGCACACGGACAGACGGACCGACUCCGUGCACUUGCGAACUAACAGCCGCGUCGGCACUAAAUACCUGCAAGCUCUAGCCGGCAGCACAGACAAGCGCUACAUCAAACGAGACUCUUCUCUCGGCGAGAAAUCCGAACGAAAACCCUCUCUGUACACGGCCAGGUCGCGCUCCAUCGAGAACUUCCACAACCAGCUCACGACCGCAGACAGGGUCACUAAACAAAUCGUAAUAGAGGAGAUGCCGCUCGUCAAACAUCACACGUCGUACGGAGACCUGUACACCGGCAGGAUUAGCAGCAAAGAGAGCGUGAACGGCAGCAGACGCAGCCCCGGCCUCACGGGGCAGUCCACCGACACCGACUAUAGCUCGGACGGCGGCUACAAAUCCUUACCCUCGUCCAUCAACUGCAGCACCUCUCCUAAGAAGGUGAGCGGCAUCCCGAGGAGAUCCAUCGAGCAGAAGAUCCUCUCGACAAAGCACGUAAAAGCGAGCGCCAUUUGAACAUAAGACGCUGUGCAACUGUGAUACGUCGCGGAUCUCAUACCCUGUCACGAAUAUUUGUUGUUUCAUUGCGACUCUAUGCCCGUUCCCCCAAUAGCUAAUUACCAUUUUGACUUCAGUGUGCUUAGUGCGAGUUUUGUUAAUGUUCUCGAUAGCGUAAAAGUUAAUUUUGUAUGCAGUUGGAACAGCGUCCCUAACGGCAAACGUAGGCAAACGAUCCCAUUCCAUACAAAUAUGAGCUAACUUUUACGCUAUCCAGAACGUUAAGAAACUCGCACUAAGCACACAGAUAUCAAAUCUAUAUAAAUAGACACAUUGUAAGCUCACAAGCAAGCCCCAAAGUGGUUACCAUCAGCCAUUGAUAAUGGGUUAAUGCUUUUAAAAAAAAAAAUGAAAUACCUAUAUGACGGUUGUGUGAAGUCUCGAUGUAACGUGACUGUAGCAUCGCCGGUUCGUCUGCGGUCACAUUGAGAGCGAUAAGCCACAGCAACGCUUGCUCGCAAAUACAUCAACUCGUCCUGAAGCUAAGCUAUAGCUUACUAUAUAACUUAAUGUACCUUUAGUUGAUCGAUGCCAAAUUAUCGAUGUUAUAAUCUGACGUUAUGAAUUAAUUUCCACAAAAACUAAUUAUGACGUGAAAUGUUUUAGUCAUUUCUUAAUUUAUUUCUUGUGCAUUUUUUUUGUUUGUUUGUAACGUAAUUCGAACUGUACCAGAGUUAAUGGACGAACAAACAAACUAAUUUUCAUAGAAUCAAUUUAUUAAUAUGUAUACAGGCCGAUAAAAAUGUUAUCUUAGAUUUUCUAUGGUAGACAAAUUAGUAGAUAAAGCUGUUAUGUGAUAAGUGUGGCUGUAAGAACGUGUAUUUAAUUUCUAUAUCUUCCCUUUAUUGACAUAAUGAUUUGUGUAUUUAAAUGUAUUUGACCUAAUAAUGUAAUCUUUGGUAUUUUUUUCGCCAAAUAUACUUAUAAUUGUUGUUUAGAAUCCUUUAGGUAUCGAACAGGUACAAGUAUCAGCGUAUUUAAUGAAUUUCGUGUCGUAGUGGAGAUCGCGUAUUUUUCUGAUGUAUUUAUCGAGUUCACAAACUUUAUUCGUCUUAAUAAAAUCUGCGCCUAAAACUUACCUAAUGUUGAUACCUAGAAUGAAUUAAAUAUAUACUAUUAUUAUGUACUUAUGGCUAUAUACCAACACGUUAUAUUGCGCUUUCCUAUGUUAGUUUCGUAAGAUAUAAGCCAGUUAGCUUUAGUGAUGGUUAUAUUUAAUUUUGAAAUUGAAGUUGUUUCAAUAAAUGAUUUUAAUUUUGA